Molecule: messenger RNA, 2520 nt
Organism: Eublepharis macularius
Lineage: Eukaryota; Metazoa; Chordata; Lepidosauria; Squamata; Eublepharidae
Product: vomeronasal type-2 receptor 26-like
Exons: 6
Coding region: 1-2520 (839 amino acids)
Biological process (GO): G protein-coupled receptor signaling pathway
Cellular component (GO): membrane
Molecular function (GO): G protein-coupled receptor activity
Source: RefSeq, a predicted model, not a curated record
AUGGUGGCAUUUGCGAUGUUGAUAUUGGCGCUGCUGCCUCUGGCAGUGGGCAAGAUUCCUCCUGUCACAUGUCCCAUCAGGGACCCUCUUCCUAUCCUUCACAAAUAUUAUAAAUCAGGAGACCUCAUCAUUGCAGGCGUUAUAUCCCAGAUCUACAUAUUUACCAAUCCGAUCACUUUUGACAAACGUCCCUCGGAGGAACUCUUUGAUGACCAUGUCCAGUUCGCGGCACGUUGGACCUACCUUGCCUUGAUGGAACUACUCUCCACAUGGGGCAGAUUCAUCCCCAACUACAAGUGUGAUGCCCGACACAAUCCACUCGUAGUCAUCACCGGACCAAACUCUGACAUCUUUCUCCAUGUGGAAGCCAUUCUGCACAUCUACAAGAUCCCCCAGCUCACAUAUGGCUCUGCCUCAGUGAUGGAUAGGAAAACACAAUCUGUUUUCUUCCAUUGGAUGUUCCCAAAAGAGGUGCAUCAAAAUAUGGGGAUUCUUCACUUACUGCUAUAUUUCAAGUGGACAUGGAUUGGGGUAAUUUUGGUUUCGCUCGAUCAUGAAGCUGGAGAGAGGUUUGUGCAGGAAAUGAUUCCCAUAUUCUCCAAGAAUGGGAUUUGCUUUGACUUCAUAGAAACAUUUCCACUGAUAGCAUUUUCCAGUGAAAUUGCUGAAAUGGAGACAGAGCUUAUUAAAACAUUCAAAACUGUCAUGGGAAGCACUGCUAAUGUUUUGGUUCUUCAUGGUGAAAUUCAGACGAUGAUAAUUUUAAGAAUAUUCCUACAACUCCCAGAAUUCGAGGAUAUACCGAUUAAGGCAAAAGGUACAAUCUGGAUCAUGACUGCUCAGAUGGACUUCACCUCACUUCCCUUUCAAAGAAACUGGGACAUAAAUGCUAUCCAUGGUGCCAUCUCCUUUGCUAUUCACUCUGUGGAGCUCUCCGGAUUCCAGAAAUUUCUUCAGAAGAAAAAUCUUUCCUCUGAAAAAGAAGAUGGCUUCAUCAGGCUAUUCUGGCAACAAGCAUUUAACUGUUCCUUCUCCAACUCUGUGGUAGGCCCAAAGGAUGGGAAUAUUUGCACUGGGAAGGAGAAGCUGGAUUCUCUUCCCGGAUCUGUUUUUGAAACAAUCACAACUGCCCAUAGCUACAGCAUCUAUAACAGUGUCUAUUCAGUGGCAUAUGCAUUGCAGGACAUGCUGUUCACCAGAUUCCAAGAAAGAGCAAUGGUACAUGGUGGGAGAUUGGAUCUUCAAGAUCAACAGCUACGGCAGCUUCACCAUUUUCUGAGAAGAGUCUUAUUCAACAACAGUGCUGGAGAACAGGUGUCCUUUGACCAAAAUGCGGAAUUAGUAGCUGGGUUUGAUAUCAUCAACUGGGUCACAUUCCCAAACCAGUCCUUUCUUAGAGUCAAAAUUGGAAAGACAGACCCCAAAGCUCCUCUUGACAAAAUGUUCCUCAUCUUUGAGGAUACAGUGGUAUGGCCUGCCAUGUUCAACCAGGAAAGGCCCCUUUCUGUAUGUAACGACAAUUGUCAUUCUGGUUAUAGCAGCCGAAAGAAGGAAGGGAAGCCAUUUUGCUGCUAUGAUUGCCUUCCAUGUCCAGAAGGGAAGAUUUCAAACAAAAAAGACAUGAAUGACUGUUUACAGUGCCCCGAAGGACAGUAUCCGAACAAGGACAAGAAUUUAUGCCUUCCAAAACAGAUAAGCUUCUUGUCAUAUGAAGACCCUUUGGGGAUCACUUUGGCCACGUUUGCUCUUUUCUUUGCUUUCCUCACAUCUUUGGUGCUUGGGAUCUUCAUCAGGCACCGGGAUACUCCCAUCGUCAAAGCCAACAACCGGGACCUCACCUACACCCUUCUCCUCUCCCUCCUGCUCUCCUUCCUCUGUGCUUUGCUAUUCAUUGGCCAGCCAGGGGACACGACAUGUCUGUUCCGACAAACAACUUUUGGCAUCAUCUUCUCAGUGGCUGUCUCUUGUGUGUUAGCUAAAACUGUCAUUGUGGUUCUAGCAUUCAUAGCCACCAAGCCAGGCUCCAGAAUGAGGACAUGGGUGGGUAAUAGAAUGGCCAAGUCCAUCGUUAUUGCCUGCUCCCUUAUUCAAGUUUCCAUUUGUACCUUAUGGUUGGCAACUUCUCCUCCUUUCCCAGAUUUUGACAUGCAUGCUAUAAAUGAAAAAAUUGUGCUGGAAUGUAAUGAAGGGUCAGCCACCAUGUUUUACUGUGUCUUGGGCUACAUGGGCUUCCUGGCCAUCGUCAGCUUCACUGUGGCUUUUCUGGCCAGGAAGUUGCCUGACAGUUUCAAUGAAGCCAAGUUCAUCACCUUCAGCAUGCUCGUCUUUUGCUGUGUUUGGCUGUCCUUUGUUCCGACAUACUUGAGCACCAAAGGGAAGUACAUGGUGGCUGUGGAGGUCUUCUCCAUUCUAACCUCCAGUGCUGGGCUUCUGGGCUGCAUCUUUUCCCCAAAAUGCUACAUAAUCGUAUUAAGGCCUGAGCUGAACAACAAAGGACAGCUAAUAAGGAGAGAGACGUAG